Molecule: messenger RNA, 2991 nt
Organism: Stomoxys calcitrans (stable fly)
Lineage: Eukaryota; Metazoa; Arthropoda; Insecta; Diptera; Muscidae
Product: ATP-binding cassette sub-family F member 1
Exons: 2
Coding region: 158-2923 (921 amino acids)
Molecular function (GO): ATP binding; ATP hydrolysis activity
Source: RefSeq, a predicted model, not a curated record
AGUUAUAUACCAUAUGGUCGCCUUUUUGUGUAAAAUUGCAUACGUUUCCACGUGAAAUUUACAUUUCGAAUUUCACCCAUUUAGGCAAUCUACUCCUACCUUUUGCCAAGCAAAGUUCUUAGCUAGUUAAUAACAAUUAGUAAUACGUUAAUACAAGAUGUCGAAAAACAAGGGAAAAAGCAAGAAAAACCAAUUCGAUGAUGACGACGAAAUGAACGAGCAACCAGCCAACAUUGCAACGAAGAAAUCUCAAAAGAAAGGCAAGAAGGGGAAAAAGGGUGGCGAUGACUCUGAUGAUAAUGAUGAUUUGGAAAGUUUGCAAUCGGCCAGCAGCAAGGCUACAACGACUUCACAGCAAACCCAACAAUCGAACAAAGGUGCUGGCAAGAAGAGCAAAAAAGGUAAGAAAGGAAAGGGCGAUUGGAGUGAUGAAGAAGAGGAAGCACCAGCUGCAGCGCCUGUGAGCAAUAAAAAGAAAAACAAUAAGAAACUGCAGCAGGAUAGCGAAGAUGAGGAGGAAAGUCUGGCUCCAGCCAAAAAGAGUAACAAAAAAUCCGGAAAGAAAGGAAAACAGGAUUUUGAAAGUGACGAAGAAGAUGAUGUGGAUAGAGAGGACAUUGUGGAUGAUAUGCCAAAGCCAGCCAACAAAAAGCAACAACAGAAGAAAUCUAAGAAGAACAAGAAAAAGGAUGACUUUUCCGAUGAAGACGAAGAUAAGGAUAUAAAUCUGCUUGAAGAAGAAGAUGAUGAAUCCGACGAGUCCGCGGUUGUAGCCAAACCCGUUAAAAAGUCGAAUAAAAAACAGCAAAAGAAAAACAAAUUUGAUGUAAGCGAUGAGGAAGAGAUAGAAAACGAGAUAGUUGAAUCAGAACCUGAAUUGGAGCCAGAGCCCGAGCCGGAGCCCGAACCCAAACCACAGCCUGUUGCAAAACCUGAACCUGCUAAAGAAGAGUUGCCCAAAGAACCCGAGCCCCGAAUAGAAGAAAAGUUAGAGGAUCUUAAACUUGAAGAUCACGAAGAGCAAGAUCGCAACGGAGAUGUUAAUGAAAAUGAAACUACUGCACCCACUGCUGAAGACAAUGAAAAGACUAAAGAAAAGAAAAUGACCCAUAAGGAAAAAAAGAAGCAAAAGAAACAAGAGGAAUACGAACGCCAAAUGGAACUAAUGACCAAGAAAGGAGGCCUAGGUCAUUCCGAUUUAGAUAGCAAUUUCACCAUGUCACAGGUGCAAAAGUCUGCCGGCCAAAAGGCUGCUUUGGAGCAUGCGGUGGAUAUAAAAAUUGAGAAUUUCACAAUCUCUGCGAAAGGUAAUGAUCUGUUUGUCAAUGCAAAUUUGCUUAUUGCUCAUGGCCGCCGUUACGGAUUGGUAGGACCAAAUGGCCAUGGUAAAACAACACUUUUACGUCACAUAGCCACACGUGCCUUUGCCAUUCCUCCAAACAUCGAUGUGUUACUUUGCGAACAGGAAGUUGUGGCAACAGACAAGACUGCCGUCGAAACUAUCUUGGAAGCGGACACUAAGCGUAUUAAAUUAUUGGCAAAAUCAAAAGAGCUAGAAGAAAAGUUUUCUGCCGGUGAUAUGAGCGUUCAGGAAGAAUUAAAUGAUACAUUUACUGAAUUAAAAGCUAUAGGUGCCUAUUCAGCUGAAGCUAGAGCACGACGUAUUCUGGCUGGUCUUGGUUUCAGCGAAGGAAUGCAGAAUCGUGCAACAAAUAAAUUCUCUGGUGGUUGGCGUAUGCGUGUCUCCUUGGCUCGUGCCUUGUAUUUGGAGCCGACGCUGCUAAUGCUGGAUGAACCUACUAACCAUUUGGAUUUGAAUGCUGUAAUUUGGUUGGAUAACUAUUUGCAGGGCUGGAAGAAAACCCUGCUGAUAGUUUCUCACGACCAAAGUUUCUUGGAUAACGUGUGUAACGAAAUCAUUCAUUUGGACCAGAAAAAAUUACACUACUACAAAGGCAACUAUUCAAUGUUUAAGAAGAUGUAUGUCCAAAAACGACGUGAAAUGAUUAAAGAGUACGAGAAGCAAGAGAAGAGAAUCAAGGAAUUAAAGGCUCAUGGCCAAUCUAAGAAAGCAGCCGAAAAGAAACAGAAGGAAGUUUUGACACGCAAACAAGAAAAAAACAAGUCCAAACAGCAACGACAAGACGAUGAAGAUGGGCCAACUGAGUUGCUGGAAAAACCCAAGGAAUACAUAGUUAAAUUCCGUUUUCCCGAACCAUCACAAUUGCAGCCACCUAUUCUUGGUUUGCACAAUGUCACCUUUGCUUUUGAGGGCCAGAAGCCCUUGUUUAUAAACACGGAAUUCGGUAUUGAUCUUAGUAGUCGUGUUGCCAUUGUGGGUCCCAAUGGUGUUGGCAAAUCCACAUUCUUAAAACUUCUGCUGGGUGAAUUAGAGCCCCAAAAGGGAGAGCAAAGGAAAAAUCAUCGAUUGCGUGUCGGCCGGUUUGAUCAGCACUCCGGCGAACAUUUAACGGCCGAAGAAUCGGCGGCAGAAUAUUUGCAACGUCUUUUUAAUUUACCUCACGAGAAAGCUCGCAAAGCUUUGGGCUCUUUUGGUCUGGUCAGUCAUGCUCACACAAUUAAAAUGAAAGAUCUUUCGGGAGGUCAAAAGGCUCGUGUUGCCCUGGCUGAACUCUGUUUGAGUGCGCCGGACGUUCUUAUUCUUGAUGAACCCACAAAUAAUUUAGAUAUCGAGUCUAUCGAUGCAUUGGCUGAAGCCAUUAACGAGUAUGAGGGAGGCGUAGUUAUCGUGUCCCACGACGAACGUUUGAUUCGAGAAACUGGUUGUACUCUAUACGUCAUCGAGGAACAAACGAUCAAUGAAAUCGAUGGAGACUUUGAUGACUACCGCAAAGAAGUAUUGGAUUCUCUGGGAGAAGUUGUUAAUAAUCCUAGUGUUGUAGCUAACGCUGCAAUACUCUAAGAUGAAAUUUUGGAAUUUACAAACAGGCAUUUGUGAUUAAUUGAAACGAGUUGAAAAUUUUUGUAUUA